UAUAAAAAAUUAUUUUGAACCUAAGUAACCUCUAGAUAAAAGAAUAAUUGGGACUGAACAGGAAUUUUUGAACUAAAGUAAACUCUGUCUUCAGCAGUUAAGAAACUCAAUGGCUUAUACUGGUUUCCUUUUAAUUGUCAGAGGGACAUUGAGAAUUUGAUAAUAUAUAUUGUACUCGUGUUUGAGUCAGGACUCAUCGAUAAGGUCAGCAAUGAACAUCGGUCUGGAAUGAAGUCAGGACCUUGCAAAGGGAAUAGCUGAUAAGGACUGGACUGUAUAUCCAUCUAUAUUCAAGCCUUGAGUUAGUGCACUCUGUUAUCUAAGACAUUAAGUUUUGCACCAACAGACUUGGUGGGCGUACCAGUUCUAAUAGCAGCUUGCAACAGUGAUGUAUGGGACUUACUAUGUAUGAAUAUACUGCUGUAACCUGACUGAGAGAGUCCAAUUGUCAGAUGGUUGGCAGCACUGACAUGCCUUCCCUCUGAUAACUGGGUCUCAGACUCUUGCAAGAGAAUGCAAUAAACUGUGGUGCCGAGAGGAAACUGGUCUCCCGAGUUUAACAUUGGGUGUCACGAACAGGAUCCCAAUACAGAGAGUGCGAAGCAGACAGACGGAGUAAGCGGCCGGACCACUCCGGGGACUGUGGAGACCGACCAGGUGCCCAACGGGUAUUUCACCUUUUGUCGCUCACCGUCAGUUCCUGUGGAGGCACGGUUCCUCGCCGAAGGCUGCUUGCAUAUCUUGACGGGAUCGGGAAUGUCUCUGUCGGAAGACUUGUAUAAGAAAGCAGCUGCAAAGCGUGCACACGCCCAGCUAAUCCACAGCCACUUCCAGGACAGCAGCGACACGAGGCGCAUGUGGGAGGGCAUCCAGGACAUCACCAAUUACGGGACAACAUCUCCUGCAGACCAGCUAGCAGAUGUUCUCACUGACAUCUUCAACAUCUCCCUGAGCAGCGUCACCGUUCCAACGUGCUUCAAGGCCGCCACCAUCGUCCCCGUACCGAAGACGUCUUCAGUGUCCUUCAUGAAUGACUACCGUCUCUUUGCACUUACAUCCAUCAUCAUGCAGUGUUUCAAGAGGCUCGUCAUGAGGCAUAUCAAGACACUGCUGCCCCGCUCACUGGACCCCUGCAGUUUGCAUGUCGUCCCCAACGCUCAACAGAUGCUGCCAUUGCUAUUACCCUCCACCUGGACAAAAAGGUCACAUGUUGUUCAUAGACAUCAGUUCAGCAUUCAACACAAUCAUCCCUCAGAAACUGAUUGGAAAGCUGAGUCCACUGGGCCUGAACACCUCCCUCUGCAACUGGAUCCUAGACUUCCUGACUGGGAAACCUCAGUCAGUCCGGAUCAGGUACAGCAUCUCCAAAAGCAUGACACCGAGCACGGGGGCGCCCCAGGGCUGUGUGCUCAGUCCACUGCAGUUCACUCUGCUGACCCACGACUGUGCUGCAACACACAGCUCGAACCACAUCAUCAAGUUCGCCGAUGACACCACCGUGGUGGGUCUCAUCAGCAAGAACAACGAGUCAGCUUACAGAGAGGAGGUGCACCGGCUAACGGACUGGUGCAGAGCCAACAACCUGUCUCUUAAUGUGAACAGAACCAAAGAGAUGGUCGUUGACUUCAGGAGGGCACAGAGCAACCACUCCCCACUGAACACUGACGGCUCCUCGGUAGAGAUCGUAAAGAGCACCAAAUUUCUUGGUGUUCACCUGACGGAGAAUCUCACCGGAUCCCUCAACACCAGCUCCAUAGCAAGGAAGCCCGGCAACGUCUCUACGUUCUGCGAAGGCUGAGUAAAGACCAUCUCCCACCCCCAUCCUCAUCACAUUCUACAGGGGUUGUAUUGAGAGCAUCCCGAGCAGCUGCAUCACUGCCUGGUUCAGAAAUUGCACCAUUUCGGAUCGCAAGACCCUGCAGCGGAUAGCGAGAUCAGCUGAGAGGAUCAUCGGGGUGUCUCUUCCCGCUGUCACGGACAUUUACACUACACGCUGCAUCCGCAAAGGUAACAGCAUUAUGAAGGACCCCAUG
Hypanus sabinus (Atlantic stingray) is the source of this 2033-nucleotide messenger RNA. RefSeq lists its product as uncharacterized. The coding region runs from base 757 to 1491 and encodes 244 amino acids. Lineage: Eukaryota; Metazoa; Chordata; Chondrichthyes; Myliobatiformes; Dasyatidae. The transcript has 2 exons. The record is from RefSeq and is a predicted model, not a curated record.